Solanum lycopersicum (tomato) is the source of this 573-nucleotide messenger RNA. The record is from RefSeq and is a predicted model, not a curated record. NCBI's taxonomy places the organism in Eukaryota, Viridiplantae, Streptophyta, Magnoliopsida, Solanales, Solanaceae.
AUGGCAAAAUUUGAUCACAACCAUGCUUUAGUUCAUCAUCCUUCAGAUAAUUCUGGAACUCCAAUUAUGCCGAUGCAGUUAUCAGGAUUUGAUAAUUACUCUAUGUGGAACAGGGCUAUGAGGAUUCAAUUACUUGGAAAGAAUAAACUAGGGAUUAUAGAUGUAACCUGGAACAAAGAGGAUUUUGGAGCAGAUCUAGGUCAUCAAUGGGAUCGAUGUAAUGCUAUUGUAAGGGGAUGUAUCAUGAGUUCAGUAACACCAGAAUUACAUACAGGAAUUGUGUAUGCUACUAGUGCAAAGGAAAUUUGGGAUGAUCUUCGUGAACGCUUUGACAAUGUAAAUACUUCUCGAAUUUAUCAAUUGCAUAAAGACAUAGCUAGUUUAGUGCAAGGAACUGAUAAUAUUCCUGUUUACUUCUCAAAAUUACGUAAUCUUUGGGAUGAAUUCAACAGUAUUGUUCCACCACCAUGUGAUUGCCCUAAAUCUAAGGAUUUUUGUGCUCAUAUUCUACGACAAAAGUUGAUGCAAUUUUUAAUGGGGUUGAAUGAGACGUAUCAUCAGUCGAGAAGUUAA